UUGGUCUCUUCUCAGUCGAUGACGCAUUAAAAUCCUAGAUGGUGGUUAAAUGUUCCUAAGGAAUUUUUAUACACGUGCAUUGAACGUUAUUUGCUACUAACCAAGAUAGUUGUCUUAUUUUAUAUGUGUUUAUUUAUGAAGAAUUUAAAUUACUACUGUAAAUAAUGUCGUUUUUUAUAAGAAAUAAUCAAGGGAAGAAGUCUCUUAAAAGAAAGAUAAGUCAAAAUGUACCAACACAAAAUGGUAUAAAUAAUGGUGUUAAUAGUAAAAAAAAAAGUGCUAAAAAGACAUCGAAAUUCGAUGAUAAUGAAAGCAUUGCUAGCAGUGAUGAAGAAUUCAUUGAACAAAAUCGAAGAGAGGAAGAUGGGAAUUUCUCGAAUGCAUCUGAGGAUGAGCACGAAACUGCUCAAGAGAAACGUUUGAGGUUAGCUAAGAAGUAUUUAGCUGAAAUAGAAGAAGAAGAGAAAGAUAAGGCAGAGUUUGAAAAAAGUGCAGUAUCUCGAAGACUACGAGAAGAAUAUUUAGAAGAAAAAGGACGAUUAAGGAAAAGGAUAGCUGAUAAUUAUACAGGACAUGAGAAUAUUAUUGAAUUGAAAUGUAAAGAUCAUAAAGAUUCUGUAACAUGUAUAUGUCUAUCGAAUGACGGCGAAAAUCUCUACAGUGGCUCUAAAGAUGGCAGUUUAGUUAAAUGGUCUUUGGUUAAUAAAACCAAAGUGAACUCAAUAUGUGGGAAGAGAAAAACUCCGAACGGAAUAAAAUCAGUGCUUUGUAUGGCUGUUAGUUCAGAUAAAAAAUUUUUAGUCGUUGGAGAUAGUGGAUCUAAAGACAUCAAAGUGUUUAAUGGUAAUGAUCUAAAGCAUGUAAAAAAUUUAUCCGGCCAUCGGGGUGCUGUAACUGGUUUGGCAUUUCGUCGAGAUACUCACAUUUUAUAUUCAGCAUCUGAAGAUAGAAGUGUUAAAGUGUGGAAUUUGGAUGAAAUGGCUUAUGUUGAGUCACUGUUCGGCCAUCAAAGUGCUAUUACAUCAAUAGAUGCAUUAACCCGUGAACGAGCGAUAACAAGUGGCGGAUUCGACAGAUCUAUUCGUCUUUGGAAAAUCGUCGAAGAAUCUCAACUGAUAUUUAAUGGCCACGAAAAUAGCAUAGACGCCGUAAAAUUCAUAAAUGAAGACACGUUUCUUAGUUGUGGUGAUGAUGGUCAAUUAUGUGUAUGGAGUGUUAUGAAGAAAAAACCAUUAUGUUCUGUUACACGUGCUCACGGUACAGAUGAAACUAAUGGACAAGCAAUGUGGAUUUCGAGUAUUGCUACAUUAUUAAAUACAGAUUUAGUUGCCUCAGGUUCCAGAGAUGGCAAAGUACGAUUAUGGAAGUGUGGUGAUUCAUUUAAAUCAUUGACAUUAUUAUUUGAAGUAGAAAUCGUGGGAUUUGUUAAUUCAAUGGCGUUUACACAAGAUGGUAAAAAUCUUGUUGUUGGAAUAGGUCAAGAGCAUAAACUGGGUCGAUGGUGGCGAAUACCAGAAGCAAAAAAUAAAAUAAUUGUUAUAUCACUUCUGCAGAAAAAUGAGACUAAUGCAGCAGUCAGAUUGCAAGGAUACAGUUAUAUUCAUUCAGGAUAA
Messenger RNA from Chelonus insularis, 1613 nucleotides. RefSeq names its product U3 small nuclear riboprotein factor 55K (gene U3-55K). The record is from RefSeq and is a predicted model, not a curated record. Bases 165 to 1613 code for a protein of 482 amino acids. Lineage: Eukaryota; Metazoa; Arthropoda; Insecta; Hymenoptera; Braconidae. The transcript has 8 exons. Gene Ontology annotation, cellular component: small-subunit processome. Gene Ontology annotation, molecular function: U3 snoRNA binding; protein binding.